GCGUUGCCAUGGCGACCCUUGAGGCGACGAGGGCAUGGCGGCCGAGGAGAAAGAAGCCACCGCCGCGGAAUCUGCAGUAGCAGAAAUCCAAAAGAAAAUAACAGAUGCUUUUGAAGUUUUUGACCAUGAGUGCAACAAAACUGUGGAUGUCAGGGAAAUUGGCACAAUCAUUAGAUCAUUAGGCUGUUGCCCAAGCGAGGGGGAUCUACAUGAUAUGCUUGCAGAGGUAGAAGAAGAAGAACCAACUGGGUUCAUUCGUUUGGAAAAAUUUCUUCCUAUGAUGACCAGAUUAUUAAUGGAAAGAAGAUUCCGGCCAAUUCCAGAAGAUAUUCUGUUGCGUGCAUUUGAGGUUUUAGAUCAAAAUAAAUGUGGACAUCUUACUAAGGAUGAGUUGAUCAAGUAUAUGACUGAAGAAGGCGAGCCUUUUACACAGGAAGAAAUGGAGGAAAUGCUCUCCGCUGCUGUAGACCCAGAAACUAAUACGGUUCGCUAUAAAGACUACAUUUCAAUGAUGGUUGUAGAUGAAAAUUAAGCCCUCUGUUUACUUUCUGCUUUUUAUCUGCCCAAUUAACUUCAUGGGAUUGCAGCAAACCUUCAACACUAAAAG
Messenger RNA from Anolis sagrei ordinatus, 607 nucleotides. RefSeq names its product EF-hand calcium binding domain 2 (gene EFCAB2). The record is from RefSeq and is a predicted model, not a curated record. Gene Ontology annotation, molecular function: calcium ion binding. NCBI's taxonomy places the organism in Eukaryota, Metazoa, Chordata, Lepidosauria, Squamata, Anolidae. Gene Ontology annotation, cellular component: sperm principal piece.